GUGCUUGGUGAGGCAAAAGUGGGGGAUUGGAUGGGUCCCAUUUCCAUUCCUUCUUCCCCAGCAUCAUCCACGGGAGGGGUCGAGGGAAGGAAAUGGCGGUUUGGAAUCCGAGCAGGUCGAUGGAUCUCCACCGCUGGUUGCGGUGUUCCCCUUCAUCAGCAGGCUCGAGUUCAGCAACGGUAGCAGUAGCGUGGAGGGGCAAGAAGAGGAGAACCCGUUUGCUUGCUGCCAAUUGCACGCCGUUACGGCAAAGCUCCGAUACCCAGCAACAAGUAGAGGAAGAGGAAGUAGGGAUUAUGUGUGAUUCCUGUGAUGGUAGAGGAUGGCUGCUCUGUGACUUCUGCGAAGGCAAGAAGACCUAUGUGAAGGCUGAGAACAACCGAAUUUAUCGUCGCUGCCCAACUUGCAGAGCUGCUUUCUUACUUGCAGAUUGGAUACAUUCUGUGUGCAAAAUGCAAGGUCUUCAAGUGCAUUACCUUCCCGGACUACAGUGAUGGUGAGCUCUGACCAUCAAACAAGAUGAAUUUGAUCUCUCUUUUUCCUGAUUUUCUGUGAUCAAGUGCAAGAUAUAAAAAAGAAAACCUUGAUUAAUGUAUUUCAUCAAAUGUUAUUGCUUAAUCUAUUCAUUCUCUUGAAGUGAAACCUAUAUGCACAACUGGUAUAUACUGGACAAAGUGUAAAAGGCUAUCUGAUGCCUCACUAUUGUCUCAAGAGUCUCUUGCCUAGUGGCCAGUUCUAAAUCACUACAUAGAUAUGAGGCACUUUAUUGCAUCAUAUAGUUCCUAAGGGAUUUUUCUGCUCCAGAUUGAAUUUUUAAGUUGUUAUACAUUUUUUCUGAAUAUCCAGAAAAUUCUGUUAGCUUC
Phoenix dactylifera (date palm) is the source of this 863-nucleotide messenger RNA. The record is from RefSeq and is a predicted model, not a curated record. Lineage: Eukaryota; Viridiplantae; Streptophyta; Magnoliopsida; Arecales; Arecaceae.